Cetraspora pellucida is the source of this 279-nucleotide messenger RNA. The record is from the annotation of a GenBank genome assembly. Lineage: Eukaryota; Fungi; Glomeromycota; Glomeromycetes; Diversisporales; Gigasporaceae.
GAUAGAGCUAGUAUACUUCUAUCUAUGAAAAAUUUGGAUAAUACUAUGCAUGAAAAAACUGAAUUGAAAGCCUCUGCAUCUAAAAAAGCUGAAUUGGAAGCAGAGAUUAUUAAUCUUAUUGAAUGUUUAUCAAUUAAUAAUCCCUUAGAUGUACAAGAAUAUAUUGAGAUUGAUAAUUAUAUGAACAUUGAAGAAGACUUAACUAUAAAUAGAAUUAUUGAUAUAGUUAAUGGACAAGAUGAGAGUGAAUUAGAAAAAGAACAAAAAAGAAAUAGUUAA